GUGAUUUGUGCAAGAGCGGGCUGGCAGGCUGCGUGCCCUGGACCUGAGUGGCACUGGCUUACCACCCGAGGCCCUGCAGGCCCUGGGCCAGGUAGCUGGGCUGCAACUGCAGGAGCUGAGCGUGCACAGCUGCCGGGACCUCUCCACAGAGGCUGUGGCUACCCUGUGCUUCCAGCAACCAGGCCUUACCUCCCUGGACCUCAGCGGCUGCUCAGAACUGACUGAUGGGGCGCUCUUGGCCGUGAGCCGGGGCCUGCGGCACCUGCGGCGCCUGAGCCUGGGGAAGCUGCAGCGGCUGACAGACGCAGGAUGUACAGCUCUGGGUGGCCUGCGGGAGCUGCAGAGCCUCAACAUGGCGAGUGCUGCCUGGUGAGAGGGCAGGAACUGGCCCAGGCCCUGGGCUCUGUGCACAGGGCUCCAUCCCAGCUGGCCUCCCUCAGCCUGGCCCACUGCUCUUCGUUGAAGCCACGCCCAGAGCUGGAGCAUCAGGCCUCAGGCACCAAGGACCCCUGUCCCGAGCCACAGGGCCCCUCCCUGCUCAUGCUUCGGGCCCUGCAGGAGUUGGACCUCACAGCCUGCAGCAAGCUGACUGAUGCCAGUUUAGCCAAGGUGCUCCAGUUCCCCCAGCUGAGGCAGCUGUCCCUGAGCCUGUUGCCAGAACUUACAGACAAGGGCUUGGUGGCUGUGGCCGGGGGCUGUCCUAGCCUGGAGCACUUGGCGCUGAGUCACUGCAGCCGCGUCAGUGACAAGGGCUGGGCCCAGGCAGCCAGCUCCUGGCGGAGGCUGCAGCACCUCAACCUGUCCAGCUGCAGUCAGCUCACAGAGCAGACACUGGAUGCCAUUGGGCAGGCGUGCAGGCAGCUCCGGGUGUUGGAUGUGGCCAUGUGCCCUGGCAUCAACAUGGCCGCCAUCAGACGCUUCCAAGCCCAGCUGCCCCAGGUGUCCUGCGUCCAGUCCCGCUUCGUGGGAGGGGCUGACCUGACCCUAACACUCUGAGGCCGGGUCAGUAACCAGCCCUGCAGCACAGCCUUCUUGACUCCCCCAGUCCCCAACCCUGGCCUUGACCUGGCUUGCCUCUUGCCUCCCUCUACUGCAGACCCUCUAGGACUGGGGGUGGGGCCAAUCCAGGGCAGCCCAGAGGGAACUUCCCGCCACACCGCCUGACAGUAGCCUCUUUCUAGCUACACAUGGCUGCCACAGGCCCCUGGAAAUGCUAGCUACUUGUUUGCCGUCACAGGCUCCUGCUCUCUGGCCAAGCCCUGGGCGGGAGGCCAGGCCCCCAGCAGGCGGGGUCUGGUGCUGAGAGGAGCAGAGCCCCUGCCUCUUGCCUGCCCUCUUCUCAGACCUAAGGCCCGGCUCCACCUACUCCUGUGGGACUCUCCCAGCACCCUGUGUGCACUGAGCUUCAGCAGCUGAGCCCAGGUCUAUGUUGUAAACCCUAAGAUUAAAUAUUCCAGAUAGUACCUCCUUGUCUUAAAUUCCCAGACUAAAGGGCCCCUCCCCUCCCAACUUCAGCUGAAGUGGCCCUGGGGCAGGCAGAGAAAACCCCAAGACAGGAGACACGUUCCUUCCUCAGGCCUGGCCCACAGCCCCACGGGGGCUCCCGCCCUGGCCUGACACUCCUAGCAUCUUCCCCACACAGUAGGAGAUCCCGCAGGCUUGGGUGUGUCCUGAGGCAAAGGCACAAGCUGUGUGCUUGUCUCAGCCAGAUUCCAGGAACUACCAUGAAUGAUGCCUGAGUCAAUGAGGCUGUCCUGAGGGGAAAUAAGAGGAAAAGAAUGAAAGAGGCCAGUAUCUCUGGGUGAGAGGGUCACUACAGGUCACCUAGUCCAGCCCCUUCAAUGGUGCUGGUGACUUCUCCAUGGCAGCUCUGGCCCUUGGCGUGUCCCCGCACCUCCUCCGUAUUCGUGUUCACUGGUUGUAGCAGCGAGCCAGGGCUCCCUCAGUGCCUGCAGGGACUGUGCUUUAUGUGGGGAGUCAGAGGGGUCAAAGCUCUCCCAGCCCCAGGGCCAGCUGGGGAGGCAGAGAAGCCAGCUAGCAGGGACAGUCCAGUGUGCAGGGUGCGGGUGAAGAGAGAGACAAGCACCUGGGACCAGAGCCCAGGGAGCAACAAAUUGGGCUUGGAGGGUCCAGGAAGGAAUCAGGGCAGUGAAAAUGGCCAGAAGAAAGGAAGGGGGUGAUCCAGGUAGAAGGCACUGUGGGGGUGCACACAGGCAGGCCACAGCUGUCACUGAGGGGGUAGUCUAGGCAGGGAGGAUGCCAGCUCAGACCAAGCAUCAAGAACACUGCAAGCCACAGGUGCUCAGGUGAAAGGGCUAAACCAUGGUAUGUCUGCGACUCACCUGGCUCAACUCAGGUUCAGUCAUGGAAACUAUGGCCAUUAACCCAUGGACAUGAAUAGGGCGACAUCAAAUAUAUGGGAUGUUUGUGUGUGUGUA
Molecule: messenger RNA, 2438 nt
Organism: Chlorocebus sabaeus (green monkey)
Lineage: Eukaryota; Metazoa; Chordata; Mammalia; Primates; Cercopithecidae
Product: Leucine-rich repeat-containing protein 29
Biological process (GO): SCF-dependent proteasomal ubiquitin-dependent protein catabolic process
Cellular component (GO): cytoplasm; SCF ubiquitin ligase complex
Molecular function (GO): protein binding
Source: RefSeq, a predicted model, not a curated record